Anneissia japonica is the source of this 2824-nucleotide messenger RNA. RefSeq names its product ATP-dependent DNA helicase PIF1-like. Gene Ontology annotation, biological process: telomere maintenance; DNA repair. Gene Ontology annotation, molecular function: DNA helicase activity; ATP hydrolysis activity. The record is from RefSeq and is a predicted model, not a curated record. NCBI's taxonomy places the organism in Eukaryota, Metazoa, Echinodermata, Crinoidea, Comatulida, Comatulidae.
GAACUAUGACCUAGAUGAGGUUUAAAUGUCCUAGCAGCAGCAAGAAGGAUGACAACAAUACCGACAGCUGACUUUUUGAAUUGAAUUUAAAACUUCGUUUGUGUAGAUUAAUGAAUUUGUUAAAGUAAUUUAGUCGUUUAUUGAGUGAAAUUGAUUGAUUGUAAUGAUGGAAUGUGCUGAGCUUGAUUGCAGCGUCACUUUGCAGACUCUAAACAUUAGUGGCGAAAUCAUCAAGAGAAGUACUUCAAGAAAUGCGAAUGUUGUCAUCGGCCGAAAUCAGUUUAAGGAUGUCAUCCUUAAAGUGACAAUUAACAAUAAUGUCACUAAAUAUGACUUGUCUGAUAUCAAACUUCAUAAGCGAUUUGUAAGAGAGGGGAAAGCAACCAUAUCAUUCCCACAGAAGAAGACACAAGUAUUGCUAUCCAACUGUCCCCCUCACAAACUGAAUGCCCUCUUAAAGUGUAUUGCUUUAAAAGUGGAGUGUGCUAAGGCAGAGAAGCCUGUAUCAGCUCGAAUGCGAUUGCUAUCUGAUAAGGCGCAUACCUUCCAGGAAAUAAGUCCCUUAAAUGAGAAAGAUGUGAAUACAGUAAAUGCUAUAAGAGCAAAAGCAGAGGAAGCUAAGGGGUCAACAACGACUCCCCAGCAGGUGAAAAGUAAAAGAGUGCAGAAACGUCCUCGGCCUGAUACAGGAGAACCACAGACUGGAGGUGAUGGUAUGCCGAGGAAAAAACUAAAUAUUUCACUACCAACUGUCAAAUUAAGUAAAGAACAGAUGAAAGUACUACAGGCAGUGGUAUCAGGACAAAACAUCUUCUUCACCGGAAGUGCAGGUACUGGGAAGUCGUUCCUAUUAAAGCACAUUAUUGGUGCCCUACCCCCAAACAGUACAUUUGUCACAGCAAGCACUGGGGUUGCUGCCUGCCAUAUAGGAGGGACAACUCUACAUCAGUUUGCAGUUUCAGUCACCUGCUUGGAACAGAAGUGUGGGUACAACAUUUGUACUCACUGAGGUCAGGAGGCAGAGUGACCCCAAGUUCAUUCAAGCAUUACAAUAUAUACGUACUGGAAGGUGUCCACCAGAUGUACAGAAGCAACUAACAGCAACUGCAUCACACUCAAUAGAUAGUGGUGGUAUCCUAGCAACCAGACUUUGUACACACAAGGAAGAUGUCAAUCAAAUCAAUGAAAUUCAUCUUCAGAAACUUGAAGGAGAGCCUCGGUUGUUUAGUGCUUUUGACAGCAACCCAGAUCUCUCUCAUCAUAUUGACAAGCAUUGUCCUGUGGAGGAGAAAAUUACACUGAAGGUUGGAGCACAGGGUAUGUCUCUAGAUUGUGUUGAAAUUUCCCUGUCGAAAGUUUUCGAGUGCGGCCAAGCAUACGUAGCUUUAUCAAGGGCACGCAGUCUAGAAGGACUGCGUGUGGUGGAUUUUGAAAAGUCGUGUGUCAGAGCGCACCCAGAUGUUUUGAAAUUUUACCACAAUCUGCAAGUACGUCAGCAAAUGAUGGUACAGGCACCUAUCAAGAAAUAUGGAAAAGAGAGUAACUCAUUACGGUGAUACAGGUGCAUGUCAAGAAGAAUUUAAAUGAGACUUAACUUAUUACAAUAAUGCAGGUGCUGAUCAAGAAAUAUGUAAAUGAGACUAACUUAUUAAACUAGUGCAUGUACAUUUUAUCAUAAAAUAUGUAAAUGAAACUAAUUUAUUUUGAAAAUGGAGGUGAUUUAUUAAUAACAAUGGUAGAAAUACUUAUUACAUAGAUGUUGAUGCCAAUCAAGAAAUAUGUAAAUGAGACUAAUGAUGAUCCAGGUGCCUAUCCAGAAUUAUGUAAAUGAGAUUAAAUUAUUACGGUAAUGCAAAGCUUUGAUCAUGAAGGAUAACAAUUUUGACAUCAUUUAUUAUGGUGGUAAGUGAAUUGAUAAUAUUAAAUGUAAAAACAAUAUUUUACUGAACAUUAUGAAGAGAUAAAAUGUUUGCAAUGCAAUGAUUUUAUAUGAGGCAAUAGAGUAAUAUCCCUCCUUUGGGAUACUCCAUUAAGGGGACACCCUAAUAAGGGAACAUUUUUUAGGAAAAGGGGGCUGGGGACACAAAUAUCAGAAAUGUACAUCUCUUAAAACUGCAGCCAAUCCUUAAUAAGGGAACACUUUUUUUUGUUCCUUAAGUUGUCCCCUUAAUAGGGGAUUUAGUGUAUUGUAUUUUCAAUAGUGUUUGUGUAUGUACAGUAUUAUAUUUGUAAAAUCAAAUUACUAAAUUAAUCUUCAUAUUAUUUCUAUAUUAUUAUUAUUAUUAUUAUUAUUAUUAUUAUUAUUAUUAUUAUUAUUAUUAUUAUUAUUAUCAUGAUGAUUACAGGUCUCCCUCCAAUUAAAAACAACUUUUAAGAUUUUAAUGGUCUUUGGUCCUUAAUUAGAAAAAUAAUAACAAAUAAUUUUCAUUAUUAUUCUCUUUCAAGAAGUGAAACAUAUAGAAUGGUUCUACAUAAUUUUUUUUUAGAUAUAAUUUGCCCUGCAUAUAUGUAUUAUUAUUGACCGUGUUUACAGUGAUUUGUGUUAUCAUGGACAUUAAAAAUGAUGUACUGUGAUUGUAUUGUCAAAUGCAAAGCAUCUUAAAAUUCUAAAAGUUAAGUUGGUAAAGUAUUACAGUAUCCUCAUCAGCACCUUUUUUGGACAGGUGCUGCAACCACUUUUUUUCUUAACCACAAAAUUAAAAUAUACCUGUGUCCCUCAAUAAUGAGUAUUGAAAAAAGUCCUCACACGCACAAUAUUAUAUACAUUGUAUGCAUGUAGAUUUGUAAAAAAAAUUGUAAAUAAAUUAUGAUACAGAAUCUCAAA